GCGGGCGGCGGCGGGCGGCCCGGGAGACACGCGCCGGCCUGACCCUAUGCGGUGACUCGCGCGGCGCAGGCGCCUCCUGCCCCGCCGGCGGGGCCCGGGCUCCCCGCGGCGGGAUGUUCUCCCGAAGGAGCCACGGGGAUGUGAAGAAGUCCACGCAGAAGGUGCUGGACCCCAAGAAGGACGUGCUGACCCGCCUGAAGCACCUGCGGGCGCUGCUGGAUAACGUGGAUGCAAGCGAUCUUAAGCAGUUUUUUGAGACCAACUAUUCUCAGAUAUAUUUCAUCUUCUAUGAAAAUUUUAUAACACUGGAAAAUAGUUUGAAAUUAAAAGGGAAUAAUAAGUCACAAAGGGAGGAGCUGGACUCCAUCCUCUUUCUUUUUGAAAAAAUACUGCAGUUUCUACCUGAACGAAUUUUCUUUCGAUGGCAUUACCAGAGUAUAGGCUCAACAUUAAAGAAGCUUCUACACACUGGAAAUUCUCUUAAGAUAAGAUGUGAAGGAAUCAGGCUGUUUCUUCUGUGGCUUCAAGCACUUCAGACAAACUGUGCAGAAGAGCAGGUGCUGAUCUUUGCUUGCCUGGUGCCCGGUUUCCCAGCCAUCAUGUCGUCCAGGGGGCCCUGUACACUGGAGACACUCAUCAAUCCUGGCCCCAGCGCAGCUGACGCAAAGAUAUAUCCAGAAGAAAUCACGCCACUCCUGCCAGCCAUAUCAGGGGAAAAGAUCACUGAGGACCAAACAUGCUUUUUUCUUCAAAUACUGUUGAAAUAUAUGGUUACUCAGGCUGCAAGCUUGGAGUGGAAGCACAAGGAGAAUCAAGAGACUGGUUUUAAAUUUCUUUUUACAUUGUUUAGAAAGUAUUACCUUCCUCAUUUGUUUCCAUCAUUUACCAAGUUAACGAACAUCUACAAGCCUGUGCUUGACAUCCCCCACUUGAGACCAAAGCCCGUGUAUGUUACUACAACUCGAGACAGUGAGAACACUUACAGCACAAAAACCCCAUACAUGGCAGCUCGCGUUGUUUUUAUUAAGUGGAUCGUGACUUUCUUUUUGGAAAAAAAGUAUCUAACUGCAACACAAAACACUAAGAAUGGAGUGGAUGUAUUGCCCAAAAUCAUUCAGACCGUCGGGGGUGGAGGUGCGGUGCAGGAGCGGGCGCCGGAGCUGGACGGCGGCGGGGCGGCCGAGCAGGACAGAAGCCACUCGGACAGCAGCACCCUGUCCGAGCGCCGGCUCAGCAGCUGCAGCGUCUGCGGCGUUGAGGAGGAGCACCGCGCCGUGUACGAGAUGGUCCAGCGCAUCCUUCUGUCCACGCGUGGCUACGUCAACUUCGUGAACGAGGUGUUCCGCCAGGCAUUUUUGCUGCCUUCCUGUGACAUAGCUGUAACCAGAAAAGUAGUUCAAGUAUACAGAAAGUGGAUCCUCCAGGACAAACCUGUGUUCAUGGAGGAACCAGACAUAAAAGAAGUUGCCCAAGAAGAUGCUGAAAAAUCAGGAUUUUCAGAGACUGAUAACAAGCAGACCUCAUCUGAAAGUUCUGGUCACAAGCGAUCUUCCAGUUGGGGACGAACUUAUUCCUUCACGAGUGCUGUGAGCAGAGGGUGUGUAACCGAAGAGGAGAAUAAGAACGUGAAGGCUGGGGCCCAGGCUAUGCUGCAGGUAUUUUUGACAAACGCUGCAAACGUCUUUUUGCUGGAACCGUGUGUGGAAGUUCCCAUGCUCUUGAAGGAGCAAGUUGAUGCGUGUAAAGCUGUUCUGAUUAUUUUUAGGCGCAUGAUAAUGGAGCUUACAAUGAAUAAAAAGACAUGGGAACAGAUGUUGCAAAUACUACUCAGGAUAACAGAAGCUGUCAUGCAGAAGCCAAAGGAUAAACAAAUAAAGGACCUGUUUGCCCAGAGCUUGGCAGGGUUACUGUUUAGGACGCUCCUGGUGGCCUGGAUCCGCGCAAACCUCUGCGUGUACAUCUCUCGGGAGCUCUGGGACGACUUCCUCGGGGUGCUGUCCUCCCUCACGGACUGGGAGGAGCUCAUCCACGAGUGGGCCAGCAUCAUGGACUCCUUGACGGUGGUGCUUGCCAGGACCGUGUACGGAGUUGAGAUGACAAACCUACCUCUGGACAAAUUAAGUGAACAGAAGGAGAAGAAGCAGCGAGGCAAAGGCUGUGUUCCAGAUUCUCAGAAAGGAACCACCGUGGGGAGAUCCUUUUCUCUGAGCUGGCGGAGCCACCCCGAUGUGGCCGAGCCCAUGCGAUUCAGGAGUGCCACCACAUCCGGGGCGCCGGGAGUUGAGAAAGCGAGAAACGUCGUCCGCCAGAAAGCAACCGCUAAGCGAAGCCAGUCUAUCAGCAGCUGUGUCCACCUCUCUGAGGCUUUGCCUGCCACUAAAAGCGUCCCGCUUCUCCUCCACACCGUGAGCGCUCUCUUCCCUGGUCUAUCUUACACCUCUUGCUCUCACAGGCUGUCAGAAGUGGAAGAAUGCCCGCAGCCGGAAAAUGCAGCUGCAGCCGAAUCCGGCCCCCUGGCGGCAGCCGAGCAGCAGCCAAUGGUUCGGAGCAGCAGCAGCCCUGACGUCACGGAGCCGCUGUGCUCAGAGGCCCCUCCGGGUCAAAAGGUAGAAAAUGCACAGAAUGUGAGUUCCUCAGAGCCCAGGCCUGUUCAGGAGAGCAAAGGACAUGAGAAGAAAGAACAUGAAGGAAUAACAAUCUUAGUACGAAGAAGCAGCAGCCCCGCUGAAUUGGAUUUGAAAGAUGAUUUGCAGCAGACGCAAGGAAGAUACAGGGGGAGACAGAAGAGUGACAGUGUCAGCAGUGACCCUGCUCUGGGCUGCAGCACGGAGGCAGAGCUGUCCCUGAGCCCGUGGCAGAUCUGCGAGGAAGACCCGGAACUGAGCACGUCCACGGAUGCCGUGACUGACUCCGAUGCCCGCCACUGGUUGCAACUCAGUCCCACGGAUGCUUCCAACCUCACAGAUAGCAGCGAAUGCCUUGCUGAUGACUGUAGCAUAAUCGCUGGGGGGACCCUCACGGGUUGGCACCCAGACUCGGCUGCCGUGUUAUGGCGAAGAAUCUUGGGAAUCCUCGGAGACGUGAAUAAUAUCCAGUCACCCAAGAUCCAUGCCAGAGUGUUUGGCUAUCUCUAUGAACUCUGGUACAAGCUAGCGAAGAUACGGGAUAACCUAGCAAUAAGCCUGGAUAACCAGUCUUCUCCGUCUCCUCCCGCCUUGAUCCCGCCCCUCAGAAUGUUUGCAUCAUGGCUAUUUAAGGCGACAACACUGCCCGAUGCCUAUAAGGAAGGCAAGCUCCAAGCCUACAAGCUGAUCUGCGCCAUGAUGACCCGACGCCAGGACGUGCUGCCCAACUCGGACUUCCUGGUGCAUUUUUACCUCAUCAUGCACCUGGGACUAACCAGCGAGGACCAGGAUAUCUUAAAUACCAUUGUAAGGCACUGCCCACCCCGCUUCUUCUCCCUGGGUUUGCCCGGCUUCUCCAUGCUGGUGGGGGACUUCAUCACGGCCGCUGCCAGGGUCCUCAGUGCAGACACGCUGGCGGCCCCUCGUUUGGAAGCCCUCACCAUUCUCGGGUCUCUGGUCUGCUUUCCCAACACCUACCGCGAGAUCCCUCUGUGGCAGCCGGUGCCCGAAGUUACUGAAGUCACCAAGGGAACGGAAGAUGUCAAGCACUACCUCAUAAGUAUUUUACUGAAGAAUGCCACAGAGGAACCAAAUGAGUGUGCAAGGUGCAUUGCCAUUUGCUCCCUUGGGGUCUGGAUCUGUGAAGAGCUUGCACAGGGCACGAACCAUCCUCAGCUGAGAGAGGCCGUCAACGUGAUAGGCGUCACUUUGAAGUUUCCUAACAAAAUCGUGGCCCAGGUAGCUUGUGAUGUGCUUCAGUUGCUGGCUUCCUACUGGGAAAAGCUUCAGAUGUUUGAAACCUCUCUGCCUCGGAAAAUUGCAGAAAUCCUCGUGGCCACAAUUGCUUUUCUUUUACCAAGUGCAGAAUAUUCCUCAGUGGAAACAGAUAAGAAGUUCCUCGUGUCCCUGCUGCUCUGCCUCCUGGACUGGUGCAUGGCGCUGCCGGCGGGCGCGCUCCUCCACCCCGUGUCCACAGCGGCCCUGGACGAGCAGCCCGCGGCCCGGGCCCCCUUGCUGGAUUACAUCUACAGGGUUCUGCACUGCUGUGUUUGCGGCUCAAGCACGUACACCCAGCAGAGCCGCUACACCCUGACCCUGGCUGACCUGUCGUCCGCGGAUUACGACCCCUUCCUCCCACUGGCAAACGUGAAGAAUUCUGAGCCGGUCCAAUUUCAUUCAUCAGCAGAACUGGGCAACCUGCUUACUGUCGAAGAGGAGAGGAGGCGGAGGAGCAUGGAGCUGAUCCCGCUGACUGCGCGCAUGGUGAUGGCGCACCUGGUGAACCACCUGGGGCACUUCCCCCUGCGCGGGGGCCCCGCCGUGCUGCACAGCUUGGUCAGCGAGCACCACGACAACACACACGCCGACGCUGCCGAGCUCUCCCCCGACGUGUUCAGGAGCCCGAACCUGCAGCUGUUUGUGUUCAAUGAUAGCACCCUCAUCUCCUACCUGCAGACACCCGCGGCGGGUCCUCCCGGCGGGUCGCCAGCGGGCGCCCCCUCGGACGUGAGAGUGAUCGUGCGGGACAUCUCGGGGAAGUACUCCUGGGACGGGAAGGUGCUCUAUGGACCUCUGGAAGGCUGCUUAGCCCCACAGGGCAGAAGUCCCUCGUUCCUGAUCUCGGGCUGGCAUCACCAAUCGCCUGGACCUCAGGGGGAUCGUUCUCAGACUGAGCAGGGGGAGGAUGUCCUCAACAAAUUACUUGAAAACAUUGGCCACACGAGUCCCGAAUGCCUUUUACCAUCACAGCUCCAUCUCAGCGAGCCUUCCCCACCCCCAUGUGGAAUGAACCGUGCCCAAGAGAAGGAAAUCAUCGAGAUCCUCCUGCGCCAGAGCACACAGGAAGACGAGUAUGUCCAGAGGUGCGACUUGGACGCGGCCAUGAAGGUUGCCAGCCAGGAGCCGCCAUCACCGGUGGAGCCCCGGGGAGCCUUUUACUUCUGCAGGUUGCUGCUCGAUGACUUGGGAAUGAAUUCUUGGGACAGAAGGAAGAAUUUCCAUCUGUUGAAGAAAAAUUCAAAAUUAUUGAGAGAGCUAAAAAAUCUGGACUCCCGACAAUGCCGUGAAACGCACAAAAUCGCAGUGUUUUAUGUUGCUGACGGCCAAGAAGACAAGUGCUCGAUCCUUUCCAAUGAAAGAGGAAGCCGAGCGUACGAAGACUUUGUUGCCGGACUGGGAUGGGAGGUGGACCUCUCAACCCACUGCGGGUUCAUGGGUGGACUUCAACGCAAUGGCAGCACGGGCCAGACUGCCCCCUACUACGCUACCUCGACCGUGGAAGUGAUUUUCCACGUUUCAACUCGGAUGCCAUCAGACUCAGAUGAUUCGCUCACCAAAAAGCUCCGUCACUUGGGGAAUGACGAGGUCCACAUCAUCUGGUCUGAACACUCCCGGGACUACCGCAGGGGGAUCAUCCCCACCGCCUUCGGAGACGUUUCAAUCAUCAUCUACCCCAUGAAGAAUCACAUGUUCUUUAUCGCGAUAACGAAGAAACCCGAGGUUCCAUUUUUUGGGCCCCUGUUUGAUGGAGCAAUCGUGAGUGGGCAGCUCCUGCCAAGCCUCAUCUGUGCCACUUGCAUCAACGCCAGCAGGGCCGUGAAGUGCCUCAUCCCCCUCUACCAGAGCUUCUACGAGGAGAGAGCUCUGUAUCUCGAAGCAGUAAUCCAAAACCACCGCGAAGUCAUGACAUUUGAGGAUUUCACAGCCCAGGUCUUCUCCCCGUCUUCCAGCUACUCCGUCAGCGGAACUGAUACGUAAAGGCCUCGGCGCAGUAUUUGUACAAGAUUGGACGGGUCCUGGCUGCCAGGCUGAGCCUCCCGCACAGCGCCUCUCGGGGAGGGGGAGAUGGCUGAGAGUCCCCCACUUCCCCACCCGAACCCCCAAACCCAGACUUCGGGAACAUCGCUGCCCUGCUGGUGCCCUCAGCCGGUCUCCCCGUUCACCGUCUUCUGAAGUUGAAGAGGAAUCCCACCGAAAUGCUGUGGAUCAGACUUUCAAACUGAUCCACAUCUGUGGCAUCUCAGGAACCUUGGGCUUCGAAAGAAGAAAAGAAAAAGUUGCCAACCACCGGAGACUCACCCACUGUCACGCGGCGCCGGUGGGGCUGCCCUAACAGAGGAAAAAGGAGAAGGUUCCGGGCUUUCCGGGAGGGCGGGGGGCAGCUGGCUCUGUCCCCCGGUCGUUUAUAAACCCAUCAUGUUUCACCGAGGGGCCGGCCAAAUGCCUGUCAGGUUGUUGGAGGAAUGUUCGUUCCCUGCCUUGAUUUUGCUCGUUCUUCUUCUGUUAGGAUUUAUGGUUAGUCCAAAAUUUCAUCAUCAUGGAAAUUGGCUUUCCCUAGAGUCUCGAGCCCGGGAGAAGUUUUACCUCCGUUGCUGUGUGUAUUCCACCUGGUUCCUGAUGCCCGCUAACUGGGGAGAGGUUUCCUGCCCCUGGCCCUGCUGGAGGCCCUCCAGGUGAUGACGGUGAAGCUUCUAUCACAGAGCGCUCAGGUGAUUCUAGAAACACAGGGUCCUGUCCCUGCAGAGCUCCCUUCCAGGCUCCUCCAAAGGCUUUGCCCUGUGGUGCCCUGCCGGCAGGGGCCUCACACAUGUUUCCUGACACACAGAGCUUUAGGGUGACAGAUCCCGAGCAGAGGGUGUGUGAUCCCUACUUUGUACCCAUUUGCCUCCCCAAGGAAGGCCUGUUGCAUCUUUUUAAAAAAAAGAGAAAGAAAGAAAGAAAGAAAGCCCCACCUUCCGUCUGUGCUUGCCGGGCGCUCUUGCUGGGGUCAGGGUGUUGGAUGCAGUCCCUCUGCUUGUCAUCUAGGCCCUCGGGCCAUUUGCGGAGUAAGCCCGGGGCUCAGAACAGGGGAGCCACCAGCUAAGGGCUUGGAAAGGUCUCCGUGCAGGUGCUUCCCCGCCCUCCCCUACCCUCCGCCUCUCCACUCUUGCCCUCACCUGUGCACACCCCCAGCCUGCCUUGGCCACCUUCCUGCUGAGCCCACUCACCCGCAGAGCUGCCGUUUUCCCUGACCACCCAGGUCCAGGUGGCUGGGCUGGUACCCGACGUUGGCAGGAGAGGUGGGCAGACCCAGGGGCCAGCCUUGGUGUGGGGACAGUGGAGAAGGCUUUCCUGGAAGGAGGGGACUUCUAAUUCUCGAGGGAGCUUGUUCUUCUGUUUUACAGAGGACUGCAGGUAGGACUUGAGGCCAGGCCCACAGAAAGGGGCGGCUCGAGCACCGUUGGGACCUGAGAGAACCAGGUUCAUUCCAAACAGAAGCAGCGCUCCGGGCUGGCCUGUAAACGGGGCCGAUUUGUUGCCUGAUUGGGGGCUUAGUGGCAACAUAAAAGGUGACUGGAAGUGACAGCCUUUUCUGCUGUGUUAGCAGCUGUCACGAUUCUCAUCUUCCCAGGCACCCCCUCCCCGACUUUAAGUGCUGUGGGCUCUCUGCUUGGUGUGCUUUGGCCCACGUAGCUCUGGACUCAGCACUCCUGCCGCUGCUCCACGUGGUACCUCGUUCCUGCGGGAAGGGCAUCGCGUGCUCCUGGGCUCCCAAGUGCCACAUAAGCUCUAGCUUCUGGGAGAAUGUGUCACCUUCAGGCUCUAGAAUACCCCUGUUGCAGAAUUCUUGGAUUUAGUCAGUGUCAGGAUUCAGAAUCGUAUUGAACCUACCCGGACUCCUGCACCAUGCUUCCAUUUCAUCUCCAGGAACCAGUCUUGACCUGGAGUGGGAAAUCCGGUUGUAGGUAGCAAAUAGGUAGACCUUCCUAUAAUCCCUAAUGAUUUUUGGCAGCCCCAUGACCCUAGAGGACAGCCAGAAGUUUUAUGGCUCUUCGCAGUAACAGCUUUGGUUUGGAGAUUUGGAACCGGGAGACAGGAACUCUAGCGACCAGUUUUGCUUGCACUCACAUGCACUUGAAUCGUUCUUGUUAUUUGGGGUGGAAAAUUGAAAUGAUCAAGUUUUUUUUUUUUUCACUUAGAAAAGCAAAUAUUGAGCUUCUGUAAUAAAUGCCUUUCAGCAAAAUUGCCAAGGGUCACUCAUCCGGUGGGGACCCCACCUGAGUCACAGUGCUGACUCGUCACAUUAGUAGGUCAGCCAUCUGUAAACAAAAGUGGUCCUAAGUGGCCCAAAAUAGAUAAGACUUGCUGGCUUCCAGGCAGGGCCAGGCCAGUCCCCUCACUUCUCUGCACGCUGAUUUCCAUCUGAAGCAAAGAUGUUGUUCUAUAGUCUCACUGAGUAGGUUUUUGUACUUAAAAAAAUAGUAAUUCCACAAAAUGAUGACAGUUUAAGUGGUAAAACCUUAAGUAGACAGCAGUGAGGACUUGUAGCUAGGGUAAGCGACUGUCACAGCGUCUUCCUGCGGUUAAGGCUGCAGUUCCCAACGGCCACUGGGAAGGAGGGGGUUUCAGCCUUGACCCUGUGAGAGAGGCUGGCUUAUGGGACCUUAGCCUUACCAACAAGAUCAUGCGGAUCGGUAGACAAUGCAAAUCACAUCUUCCUGACCUUCCUCAGGUGUGACCACCUGUGCUUCAUUUACUGUCAUAUCUGUAUCAUCUGGAGGUUUGAAGGAUGCUUUCAUGUUUACUGUGAUGUCAUAGAUGUAACUGUGCUUACCUUCAUAGCUACUGAAGGGGAAUGUUCCACAUCCGAAGGGAAAUUCAGCAGGAAACAACAACCUUUUAGUUGCACUCAGUACCUAUGUAUGACAUACACAUUAAGUGAAUGUUUUCUUAUGUUUUCAGGUCUACAAUAUUUAGUACAUGUAAAUGAGGACGAAAUUUGAUAAACAUGGUAAAUUAAGUUAUAGGGUGUCAUUUGAUUUCUAUCUUGCUGUCUCUUGUUAUUUAAUUUUCCUGAUGCUCCACAUCUGGGCUUAUACCUCCAUCGGUGUAGACCUUGCCUGUAACCCACUUGGCAGGCAUGGUGCCCCGUGGCGAGGGGCGACCCUCGCCCGGAGAAGCACAUGGCUCACCAAUGGCCACUACCUGACUCUCCAGUUUGCCCUCUGUCUUUAAUUCUGAUUUACUGUGACGACUUACUAAAGUAGA
Balaenoptera musculus (blue whale) is the source of this 9152-nucleotide messenger RNA. RefSeq names its product Ral GTPase activating protein catalytic subunit alpha 2 (gene RALGAPA2). The transcript has 42 exons. Gene Ontology annotation, biological process: regulation of small GTPase mediated signal transduction; positive regulation of GTPase activity. The record is from RefSeq and is a predicted model, not a curated record. Gene Ontology annotation, cellular component: cytoplasm; nucleus. NCBI's taxonomy places the organism in Eukaryota, Metazoa, Chordata, Mammalia, Artiodactyla, Balaenopteridae. Bases 114 to 5882 code for a protein of 1922 amino acids. Gene Ontology annotation, molecular function: GTPase activator activity.